AUGAACACUUUUGUUUUAUUUGUUAUACUGACGAUUUAUGUUGUUUCAGGAUAUCAUGAUAAGAUUCCCGAAUUAUCUAGACAUAGGCGUGAUACCUUGGGCGCUUUGGAAAUAAUUACUAACCACGCAAAACCUAUACAUGCUGAUGUGAAGAAAGAUAACACAAAUACAACUGAAAAGGUUAUUGAAACGGAUGGUAUACCAAGCCAUUGGAAACGAUACCAUAAAAUAGUAAAUAAUCCUGAUCAUCAUAAAAUUAACCCUAUUCAAAACAAAAAAUCAAGCAAUAAUAUAUUAAAUUACGGACUUGGGGUUCAACGUCCUACUAAAGUUGUACCUAGUACUGACCUACUAUCGUAUAAAAUCAUGCAACCCACAAUAAGAAACUUAAAUUCAAUUUCUGAUAGUAGCAAUAAAAAAUUAUGUGAAAAAUCUGAUACUAAAACAGCCCAUAACAAUGAGAAUUUGAAAGUUGAAAAUAAAAACGCUAUUUAUGAUAAAGAACAACAUAUUAUAAAUGAACAUAACAAAGAUAUAGAUCAAGUAUUAGAAAAAUGCCCAAAACAUACGGAAAUUGAAAACGUUAUCAACAAAUUUAAGAAUGUCGAUACAUUUGAAGAACCAAAUCAUGCUAAAAUAGAUACCGUACAUGAAAAAAAUAUUAUGUUGGAAAUGUUGCAUCCAGAAAAAAAUGAUUCAAGUAGUAAUGUUCUUGACAAACUUUGUAGAAACGAAAGUUUAACAAAAAGAUCUGAAGAACCACAAGAACACGAAAAUAUAACCCGUCACAAUAAGGAACAAAAUAAAAACAAAAGAAAUGAUGAGUUCAUUAUUAAAAGUCACGAUUCUACCGAAAAAAACCCAGUAAAUACAGGCAAAAUAAAAGACGAUGAAAUUAGAUUUCAUGAUCAGCAAAAUAUUCAGGCAAACUUUUGGCAUGCACUCUACAAUCCUAAAGGGUGGAUUCGCUACUUUAUGCCAAAUCAAUAUUCCUUAUCAGACAAUUCAAACAAUUAUAUAAACAAACUGUACUCGAGAACGAAAUAUUCUAAUCCCUUUUAUGAUACACAAGGUCGAUUUACAAGGCCUUUGAAUUAUGGAGCCGAUAUAGGAGAUACGAUA
Messenger RNA from Brenthis ino (lesser marbled fritillary), 1122 nucleotides. Lineage: Eukaryota; Metazoa; Arthropoda; Insecta; Lepidoptera; Nymphalidae. The record is from the annotation of a GenBank genome assembly.